Molecule: messenger RNA, 1782 nt
Organism: Strongyloides ratti
Lineage: Eukaryota; Metazoa; Nematoda; Chromadorea; Rhabditida; Strongyloididae
Product: Domain of unknown function DUF1767 domain-containing protein
Exons: 2
Coding region: 1-1782 (593 amino acids)
Biological process (GO): double-strand break repair via homologous recombination; resolution of meiotic recombination intermediates
Cellular component (GO): nuclear body; RecQ family helicase-topoisomerase III complex
Source: RefSeq, a predicted model, not a curated record
AUGGAAGAAACAAAUAAAUAUUUUAGAAGCAAAAAUAUAAAUUUGAGAAAUAUAUGGUUUUCACAAGCAAUAAAAUUUUAUAAUACAUCAAAUUUAACUGGAAAUAUAACAAAUUUUUUGAUUCAAAAUUGGCUAGUAUCUGAUAUCCGAGAAACUACCAUACCAAAAACCUUGCCAAUAUUAAAACGUACAAGUGGACAAUUUUCAGCCAACCAUAUACUUCAGAUAAAUUCAAUAAGGCGAAUUGAUACUUCAUUUUUUUCACAAUAUAUUACUUUAACUGAAAAGAAAAUAGAUUUGUCAUUUUUUUAUGGAAGUAAUGAUGAAAAUCAAAAUGAAAAUCAGAAUGAAAAAAAAAAAUCUUGUUUAAAUAAUAUUGAUAAGAAAGAUAAUAAAAGAUGUUUAAUGUUUGAAUUAUUUGAUGGUGAAAAUACAUACUUUGGAAUCGAAAAUGAAGUUAUAGAUUUUUUUUCAACGUCAACUCCGCCUGGUGUAAAAGUGCAUAUAAUUGGAAUGAUAAAAUUUCAAAAAAACAUAAUAUUUUUAAAUAAAUCAUCUAUUGUUUUAAUUGGAGGAGAAGUUGAAAGUUUAUACAAAUCUAAUAACAGUUUAAAUAUAUUGAAAAGCGAAUUAAAGUUUGUAAAUCAACCGCUGUUAACAUGCUUAAAAAAGAAUGAAUCAUUUAUUUUUUCAUACAAAAGUCAAAAAGAAGAAGCCAUGGCAAAUAAAGAAAUAUCUCAAAUCAAUCAAAUAAAAAUAGAUAGUUUUAGUGAUAUAGAAAAAAAUAAUCAUAAUGAAGAAUUUUUAAACAAUAAAAAAUUAUCUGAAGAUUUUGAGAACAAUGUAAUUAAUGCAAACAAUUCUUCAUUUAGCUAUUUAGAACCACUUGGUACGCCCAAUUUAAGUGAAUUUAUUAUUCAUCCUAUUCCUAAAGAUAAAAUAAACACUCAUACAAUAAAUGAUUCAACUAGUAUAAAUGAAGAUGUCAUGAUUUCGACUUUGCAACAACCAAAACAAAAUCAAUCUUCAAUCCAAAAUUUACUUAGCGUAAGUCUAACAAAAGAUUCUGAAAAUAGUAAAAAAUGUAAUUUAAAAAACGAAUCACUAGAAUGUAAAAAAAUUGUAAAUGAGCAAAUCCCUUGUACUUCUAAUUUUAACCAUAGUGAAGAUAAAUGUUUAACAAUAUUUCUACCUGAGAAUACUAAUAAAAACUCUUUUUUAAAUACAUAUGAAAAAAAGGAUAUUAGUAAUUAUGAUAAAGAGAAUAUAUUAAAAAGGCAAUUUAAUGAUAACUAUGAUUUUUUCAAUACUUCAAUUGUUGACAUAAAAAAAAUGAAAAUGCAAAAAAAUGAAGAUAAUUUGUCUUUUGAAAAAAUUGUUUCAAUUCAAGAAGCCAUAAGAUUAGCAUCAAUUUCUUUUGCAGCAUAUCACGCAACAGUGAAAGGUGAAGUUACAAAGAUAAUUAACAAUUUAUCAGUUGAAGAUAAUCAAUGGACAAUGAAAGUUGCGAUAAUUGAUGAUAGUAAAACAUCUCUAGAAUGUCUACUAGAUAAUGUGGUAAUACAAGAUUUUUUAGAAAUGACAGCUGAAGAGAUACUACUUUUAAGAAAAACAAAUUUUACACGACAAAAAGAAAUUGCAAAAAACCGAUUAAAUUGUUUACUUGAACGACUAAAAUUAAAAAACUUAGUCUUCAAUAUUCAUAUUUUUGAUUCUUCACUUAUUACACCUGUAAUAGUUAAAAUAAGAACAUUUAACCAGUUUAUAUAUAAAAUUUGUUAA